Columba livia (rock pigeon) is the source of this 1048-nucleotide messenger RNA. It is a transcript of the gene RPP14, whose product is annotated as ribonuclease P/MRP subunit p14. The record is from RefSeq and is a predicted model, not a curated record. The transcript is spliced from 5 exons. NCBI's taxonomy places the organism in Eukaryota, Metazoa, Chordata, Aves, Columbiformes, Columbidae. Gene Ontology annotation, cellular component: nucleolus; multimeric ribonuclease P complex. Bases 71 to 454 code for a protein of 127 amino acids. Gene Ontology annotation, biological process: tRNA 5'-leader removal. Gene Ontology annotation, molecular function: ribonuclease P RNA binding; ribonuclease P activity.
AGGGCGGGCGGUUCCGCGCCGCUAUUGGCUGGGCGGGGACGCGCGCGGGGGCGCGCGGACUGGCGGGCGGAUGGCGCGAGCGGAGGCGGCGGCCGCCACGUUCGAGCGGCGGGUGCUGCGGGGGGCGGCGGAGCACCAGUACCUGCACGUGCGGCUGGAGCUGCCGGACGGCGGGGCCCGGCCCAGCGUCGCGCAGUUGAAGCAGCUGGUGGUGUCGGCGCUGCGGGAGCUGCACGGAGAGGUUGGAGCAGCUUUGCCUGUUGAUAUCUUGACAUAUGAUGAAAAAACUCUGUCUGCCAUAUUAAGAGUUAUUAGCAGUGGCCUUGUGAAGCUGUGGAGCGCUCUGACGUUGCUGGGUUCCUACCAGAACAGGAGGUGUGCGUUUCGCGUGCUGCAGACAUCUCCAUUUCUUCUUGCGUUAGCUGGGAACAGCAGGGAACUCGUCUUGGACUGAACGCGGUUGUUGGUUUGGCUGUACAAAGCAGAUGUUGCUUGGGAUGUUGCAGCCCUUCAGGUACGGAGUUUCUGCAGGGGGUUUCCGACAAAGAGCCCUGACAAAGCUGACAGACAUCAACUCACUGCUUGGACGUCCUGUACUUCAGAGUUUACACGUAAAGGUUGGAGACAAAGCUGAACUUACCAAAGCUUUUACACAGAGUGAUGUUGUUACUUUUUCUGAUUUAACAGGUGACACAAACCCUUUGCAUUUAAAUGAAGAUUUUGCAAAGAAAUCUAGGUUUGGGAGAACUAUUGUGCAUGGAGUUUUAAUCAAUGGACUUAUUUCUGCAGUUCUGGGAACUAAAAUGCCCGGUCAAGGUUGUGUGUUUCUUUCUCAGGAGAUCCGAUUUCCAGCUCCUUUGUAUACUGGAGAAGAAGUCGUAGCUGCAGCGGAGGUUAAACGACUGAAGGGUUCUAUUGCACACAUUUCAGUGUUGUGUAAAGUCAAAGAAAGUGGAAAGACUGUAAUGGAAGGGAUGGUGAAAGUCAUGGUGUCAGACAGUGGGAGCUGUUGAUCCUGUGCUGCUUUGCUAUAAAGGCCAGAAAUGUG